CUAAACCACUAAUAAAAGCAAUGGUUAAACAUAGGAGAAAAUCACUGAGCUAUUUAGAUCUGAACAAAAUGGAAAAUUAAUUAAUUACUGCUAACAAAGCUUGGUAUUGGUUUUUGCUGUAGUUGUUGUUCUUAUCUGGUGGUUUUGGUUUGCUGUGGAGUGCAGAAGCGAUCGACGAUCGGUAUGGCAACUGCGGCGUCGGAUCCUGUUCAGCUGAAAAGUGCGAGAGAGGAUAUUAAAGAGCUUCUCAAGUCUAAAUUCUGCUAUCCUAUACUGGUUCGCCUGGGAUGGCAUGAUGCUGGUACGUAUAACAAGAACAUAGAGGAGUGGCCAAAGAGAGGUGGAGCUAAUGGUAGUAUCAGAUUUGAAGUUGAGUUGAAACAUGGAGCCAAUGCAGGCCUGGUGAAUGCAUUGAAUCUUCUUCAGCCUAUCAAGGACAAGUACUCUGGUGUGACAUAUGCAGAUUUGUUCCAGUUGGCCAGUGCUACUGCUGUAGAGGAAGCUGGGGGUCCCAAGAUUCCCAUGAAAUAUGGAAGGGUUGACGUUUCAGCACCUGAUGACUGUCCUGAAGAGGGGAGGCUUCCUAGUGCUGGGCCCCCUAAACCUGCGGAUCAUUUGCGAGAAGUUUUCUACAGAAUGGGUUUAAGUGACCAGGAUAUAGUUGCAUUAUCCGGUGCACACACCCUAGGAAGGUCCAGACCUGACCGCAGUGGUUGGGGAAAACCAGAGACUAAGUAUACGAAAAGUGGACCAGGAGAACCAGGAGGACAAUCCUGGACCGCAGAAUGGCUCAAGUUUGACAACUCUUACUUCAGGGAUAUCAAAGAAAGAAAGGAUGAAGAUCUACUUGUAUUACCAACUGAUGCUGUUAUCUUCGAAGAUUCUUCUUUCAAGGUAUAUGCUGAGAAAUAUGCUGCAGAUCAGGUAGCAUUUUUCAAGGAUUAUGCUGAAGCCCAUGCGAAGCUCAGCAAUCUUGGAGCUAAAUUUGAUCCUCCCCAGGGUAUUCUGUUGGAUUGAGUUGCAGUGGCAGCCAAUUAGUCAUCUGGAAAGGUUGAUUGAGAAACAAGUACCUCGUGAAGCAGUGCUGUACCUUCAAGUAAUACAGGAGAAGCUGUUUGCAAUACUACGGAUAUACAUCUAAAACUUGGCAGUCCAAAUGAAGGAGAAAAGAAUAAAUUCAAUAAGCAUUGCCUGUUAGAAUUGCAGAGAAAACUGCAGAGAAUGUGAAGCAGAAAGUACGAGGGUGGAAGCCAGAUAAACCUCUACGGUCUAACUAUUUUCCAAAUUUCAUGAUUAUGAUUGCUGUUUUGGCAUUUUUAACAUUCUUUGAAAUUAUUAAUCAUCGAUUAUGAGAAUAAGUAUCCAUUAAAGUUCCCUUUUGUUAGAUCUAUUCA
Manihot esculenta (cassava) is the source of this 1394-nucleotide messenger RNA. Its product is annotated as L-ascorbate peroxidase S, chloroplastic/mitochondrial. Gene Ontology annotation, biological process: hydrogen peroxide catabolic process; cellular response to oxidative stress; response to reactive oxygen species. Lineage: Eukaryota; Viridiplantae; Streptophyta; Magnoliopsida; Malpighiales; Euphorbiaceae. Gene Ontology annotation, molecular function: heme binding; peroxidase activity. Bases 184 to 1017 code for a protein of 277 amino acids. The transcript has 11 exons. The record is from RefSeq and is a predicted model, not a curated record.